This is a messenger RNA of Bursaphelenchus okinawaensis, 1164 nucleotides long. The record is from the annotation of a GenBank genome assembly. Lineage: Eukaryota; Metazoa; Nematoda; Chromadorea; Rhabditida; Aphelenchoididae.
AUGUGGUUCGUAAAACCUCAGUUUGAUUUUGGCAGCUAUAUCAACAUAAAUAAAUACACAAAUUAUCACGGAUUUGGUAGGUUUUUUAUAACACAAUAGAAUUUAUCGUCUUUUCUAAGUACACGCACUUUACUUUCUUAAUUUUUUAAAUUUUAAACUUCAUUUUUAGCCAUCGCACGUCACUACUUAAAGUACAUAGCCCUAUUUUUGAUUGGUUUAUAUAUUGGUAAUAAAAAUACGGAAAAACAGUAUAUUUUUGUAAAUAAUGGAUUAGAGCACCCACCAGAACGAGGAUCAAUGGAUUACCCAGACAAUAGGAUUAUUGUCAUCACACCUACUUAUCAGCAUCCAGAACGGUUGGGGGAUAUUACUAUGUAAGUACUAUUUUAUAAUACUUUUUUUGAGUUCUACAUCAUAAAUUAGCAAAUUUUUUAAAAAUUUUGUAAAAACUGUUUUUAAACUUUAGAGCUUUCGAUACUUUGAAAACUUUUAAAAAUUUUGAGUUUGUUAACUAAAAUAAAAGAAAAAAUAUUUUUUAAAUUUCAGGUUAUCACAAACUUUGAUGCACGUAAAAAGGAUACACUGGGUUGUAAUAGAAGAUGCUAACCAAACAUUACCAGUAAUCGACCAGUUUCUUAAAAGAACUGGCAUUUCUUACACAUAUCUUCACACUACUAACAAGGGAUUACCUUGUAAGCCAAAAAUAUUUUUUUAUUUAGAAAACUUUUAAAAUUUUCAAAAUUUCACAAUGUUUAAAAUUAAAAGUCUUUUUUUAAUUUAAAAAUUUUUUAAUGUUUUAAAAAAAUUCUAACUUUAUGUCAAAACUAAACUUAUUCUUUCCCUUCAGGUCGCGGCUGGGCCCAACGUAACCUAGCCCUAGAAUAUUUACGCCAAAAUCGCUAUGCCUUUGGCAAAAACGAUGUAAUUUACUUUGCUGACGAUGACAAUGCUUAUGACUUCAGAAUAUUUGACGAAUACAUACGAAAAGUUACUACAAUGGGUGUUUGGGCUGUCGGAACAUCUGGGUCAACUUUUGUCGAAAGCCCAAGGGUCGAAGACGGAAAAGUGGUCGGUUUUCAUGUCAUGUUUCGACCAGAGAGGAAAUAUGCCACUGAUAUGGCUGGAUUUGCUAUCAAUAUUGACGUGCUGCUGAAUUCACGGUAA